AAAUAGGAUGGGUUUUCAGGUGUCCAGUAUCCUCUCUGACUUCUGAAUCUUCUGCUCAUACCUCCUUAAGCAGGUUCCUUCAUCUUUGCUAAAAUGGCUGAACUCCUGAACAGCAUACUCACCGUGAUCGAGGUGUUCCAGAAAUAUGCCAAAGGGAAAGGGGACUGUACCUCACUGUGCAAGAAGGAGUUGAAGCAAUUGCUCUUGGCUGAGUUUGGAGACAUCCUCCGGAGACCAAGUGACCCAGAGACUGUGGAAACCAUCCUGAGCCUCUUGGAUAAAGACAGAAAUGGACAUGUGGAUUUUCAUGAAUAUCUCCUAUUGGUGUUCCAACUGGCCCAAGCCUGCUAUCACAAGCUGGAUAAAGAGUUAUGCAGAGAUAGAACCUCCCAGCAAGAAGGGGAGCAUGAGGGAAAACAAGACCAUAAGUUUCCAGGAAAUACUGAGAGACAACACAGGCAGAGGCAGGAGGGAGAAAGGCAGGAUUACCACCGUAAUCAAUCUGAGAGACAAAACCAGGACAACUACCAGGAUCAGUCUGGGAGGCAAGAUAGGGGCUCCAGCUCUGGUCAGUCUGAGAGGCAAGACAGGGACUCCCACUACGGUCAGUCUGAGAGACAAGACAGGGACUCCCACUGUGGUCAGUCUGAGAGACAAGACAGGGACUCCCACUACGGUCAGUCUGGGAGACAAGACAGGGACUCCCACUACAGUCAGUCUGAGAGACAAGAUAGGGACUCCCACUAUGGUCAGUCUGGGAGACAAGACAGGGACUCUUGCUAUGGUCAGUCUCAGAGACAAGACAGGGACUCCCAUUACGGUCAGUCUGGGAGACAGACAGGGACUCUUGCUAUGGUCAGUCUCAGAGACAAGGUCAGGACUCCAGCUCUGAUAAAAAAACUGAGUCAUACAUUUGGCAGUGGCAAGCCUAAAAGACAAGGAUAUGUCUUUGCCUUAAAUCAGUGUGAGAAACAACUUCAGGAUUCUCAUUAUGGCCAAUCUGAUAAGCUUGGGCAACAGUCAAGCUGUGGCCAGUCUGGAAGACUGGGAGAGGACUCCUCCAGCCACACAAACCAACAGGAAUCAGGCUCUUAUUAUGAGCAAUCUGAGAGGCUGGGUCAGGAAUCAGGCUAUGGUAGGAGAAAUAGGCAAGAACUGGGUUCUCAUUAUGGCCAGACAGACAGACAAGGCCAGAGUUCUCACUAUGGUCAGUCAGACAGAGAAAGCCAGAGCUCUCACUUUGGCCAGACAGAGAGACAAGGCCAGAGCUCUCACUUUGGCCAGACAGAGAGACAAGGCCAGAGCUCCUGCUAUGGCCAGACAGACAGACAAAGCCAGGGUUCCCACUAUGGCCAGACAGAUAGACAAGGCCAGAGUUCUCACUACAGUCAGACAGAUAGACAAGGCCUGAGUUCUCAAUAUGGCCAGACAGAGAGACAAGGCCAGGGUUCCCACUAUGGCCAGAUAGACAGACAAAGUCAAGGUUCCCACUAUGGCCAGACAGAUAGACAAGGUCAGAGUUCUCACUAUGGUCAGACAGACAGUCAAGGCCAGGGUUCCCACUAUGGCCAGAUAGACAGACAGAGCCAGAGCUCUCAUUAUGGCCAGACAGAUAGACAAGGUCAGAGUUCUCACUAUGGUCAGACAGACAGUCAAGGCCAGGGUUCCCACUAUGGCCAGAUAGACAGACAGAGCCAGAGCUCUCAUUAUGGCCAGACAGAGAGACAAGGUCGGAGUUCUCACUAUGGUCAGACAGAGAGACAAGGCCUGAGCUCUCAACACAGUCAGUCAGAGACUGGGGAAACUGGGCAAAAUAGGUGCUUCCAAGGGAACGAGGGAACAAGCAGAGACUCAGAUGUUGAGCAGUCAGGAAGGUCAGGGAGACCAAGUCAACAGACUCAAGGACAGAAAGUGAACCAAAAUCAGAGGCAGAGAUUCCAGCCUAGAGAAGGGCAGCAGGACAGCCACCAGGCAUGGGAGCCCAAGGAAGAUAGCCAGCACCACCAACACAAACUAGUAGCACAAAUCCAGCAAGAAAGGCCACUCUGUCACACAGGGAGAGAAUGGCAAUCACAUAGUAGUGGGCAGGGCCAUGGACAGGCCCAGACCAGGCAGAGUCAUAGUGAGGGGCAGAGCCACCAGGCAGAGGAAGAGCAGGGCCACCAAAGCUGGGGCAGACAUGGCCGUGAGGGUCAGGAAACUCCAUGUGACACCUGGGACAGGCCAACCCAUGAAGAGGAACAAAGCCAUCAGACAAGGGACAGGCCAACCCAUGAAGAUGAGCAGACCUGUCAGAGACGAGACAAGCAAACCCAUGAAGAUGAGCAGACCCGUCAGAGACGAGACAAGCAAACCCAUGAAGAUGAGCAGACCCGUCAGAGACGAGACAAGCAAACCCAUGAAGAGGAUCAAAACUGUCGGCAACGACAGGAUAGGCAACCCAUGAGGAUAAAGAGAGGUAUCAAGGGUCCCAGGAUCAACAAUCCCAUAGGACCCAGCAAGGCCGUGCUAACAGAGAAAAAUUCCACAUGAAUGAGGAAGGCCAGAGUCGAGGUUCCCAGGGAAGACACAGUGACCUGGCCUUCCAUCCAACCCAGAGCACUGAGAGACCCCAAAGAAGAGAACAAGGUAGAAGCCACCCUACCAAGGCAACUCUUUCUCCCAACCCCUUCUACGAAUAUGUACUAGAGCAGAGACAGGGUCAGCACUAGGCUGCACGUGCAUGAGAGUCAGAGCAACAAGAAGCCAAGGAAGAAAUCUACGUGUCAAGUUCAUCCUUACUUCUGUUUUAGAGAUUGAAAAUGUAUGUUUUAAAUCUCUCCUCUACUCUAUCUAUCUGCAAAAAUGUUUGGGGGACUUAUAUGCACUUUCAGGGCAUUUCAGCUCUCUGAGCAGCAUUUCCAGGGUGUUUGGGUUGGGUGAAAUCUGAGGGGUAAAUUGGGUAAAAUAAUCAGAUCCCAAUUUUGAUUAAUUUGGGGAUUUAAAUCAUUUCCUGGUUUUCUCUCCUGUAGGGAGACAUGAUUGUAUCACUGAAAGAUAGAAAUUUCUCCCGAAAGUUCAGAAAUAGGAAAGGUAUUCUGAAGCUAUACAUUGCAGCCUGAGGAAGGGACACCUGGAUUUUACCAAGCUCCUGUGGAUGAACCAUCAGAAAUUGCAAACCUCAUAGUCUACACUAAAAUGAAACACAAUGAGAGGCUGCUAGGAGAUGUCCACAACACCCAGCACACCCACAUUUCUACCCCUACCAGAGGGACUGGUCAGUGAGCUCCUAUCAGUAGAGCUGAAUGGACUGAUUCCAGCUUGACACCUUCCUAGUUUCUGAUCACGCAAAUCAGAGAGACAGCAUGUGUCAUCUGUUUGCAGAUUCCAAUGAGCCAACACUGUCAAUCUAUAGCUCCUGGAGCCUGAAAACCUUUCACAAGAAAAUCUAUGGAACUGUACUAAAAUACCCAAUAAAUGAUUGCUGAGCGUUAA
This is a messenger RNA of Phacochoerus africanus (Common warthog), 3474 nucleotides long. It is a transcript of the gene RPTN, whose product is annotated as repetin. Bases 94 to 2532 code for a protein of 812 amino acids. The record is from RefSeq and is a predicted model, not a curated record. Gene Ontology annotation, cellular component: cornified envelope. NCBI's taxonomy places the organism in Eukaryota, Metazoa, Chordata, Mammalia, Artiodactyla, Suidae. Gene Ontology annotation, molecular function: transition metal ion binding; calcium ion binding. The transcript is spliced from 3 exons.